AUGCCAAGGGAGCGCAUUGUUCUCGAUGGGCUCUGGCGAUGUCUAUGUCCUUCUGCUGAUAUAGCCACGCUCUCAAGACUAAUUCGUCCUCGUGGCAAUGCACACAUCCCCAAUAGACCGGGUCGGCGAGAGUACCACCGCAUACCUGUUGUCCCUCGUACUGACCAGUCGCGCGAUGAUUACUCCCCAAGUGAGAAAGUACGGAUUGAGUACCUGAAACGAGUAGCAAAACGAAGCCCAUGGGUUCCCGGAAUGCUCUUCGGGGACACCGAAGCUGUAACCGCAAAGCUCGAGUCGAUUCCAACGAAAACCAUCUACGCUGCUAUCAAAGAGCUCACGAGAGUCGAAAACACGUAUAAAUCAAUUGUAAAAUUAGUCGAAUAUCUAGUAAGAGAAAGAAAAGAGAAGCCAAAUGUUAUCCUCUACGAGAGCCUUAUAAGGGCGAAUAUCGACAAAAAUCAUGGAUCCGCAGAGAUCGCCAGUCGAUUACUCCAGGAAAUGGAGAGACUAGGCAUUUCAACGACACCACAAAUCUAUCAAGCUCUCCUAGAAGUUACGGCGGUUCAUCCUGAUUAUGCUCUUCGAAACACAGUACUCUUCGAGAUGAAAAAUCGGUGGUAUUCACCAACGGCAAAUGACUUGGUCAAUAUUACUAUUGGGCUGUUAAGAGAUAACCAAUACGAGCUUGCGCUUGAGAAAUUGGAGGAAUUGCACAAGGAUCCCCUGGACAUCCCCCUCUGGCUCUACGACGUAUUCCUUUAUACAUUUGGGGACUUAGGCUUCCACGGAGAGACGCUCUCAAUUCUCAAGCAUCGAAUGAAGGUCGCAAACAUAGUCAGAGAACCAUUAUCCCUGAACUCAUGGCAGUUCCUUCUUGACGUGUUUAGUAGAGACGCUUUUUACGAAGGGAUCAAAUAUAUAUGGGAUCGCUCAGUCUCCCCUAGAUAUAUAAAUCCACCAGACGGCGUCAUUCUGAAUAUUAUAAAUGCAGCGUCAAAUCAUGGAGAUGCAAGCUUAGCAAUAAGCGCAAUUCAGAUGCUUUCAAACCGCGGCAAGAAACUUGAGCUGCACCACUAUGAGGCUCUCGUAGACAUCCACGCCCAGCAGAAGGAGUUUCUUAAAGCGUUUACGACUCUAUGUAUCAUGUCCAAGGCAGAUCUACGUCCUUGUCUCUCCAGUACACGAUCCAUUUAUCGAGUGCUACGCGAUUCGUCCUCGGAAACAAGUAAUGCUUUGACGAUAUUAAACGACCUCCGAUUACAUCAUCAUGUCCCGGCAGCUGCAUUCAACGUUGUCUUGGAGGCUACGGAAAUUCAUCACGGUUUCAAAGCAGCCUUGGAUCUCUAUAGAAGCGUCCGGCAGAUUUGUACUGACGGACCGGAUCUUGAAACCUAUCAUAUCCUCCUCAGCCACUGCACAAUGAAGAAGUCAAUGAACUUUUUAUUCGCAGAGAUGGAGGCUUUCUCCGUUGAACCUACCCAUACCACAUACGACCAUCUCGUCCGAAUCUCUAGCAUGCAGGACAACUAUGAGCAGGCAUUCACAUUCCUUGAGAAGAUGAAGUCUUGCAAGACAGGAGGAGUGUCAAAUAACUGGUGGAUAAGUAGGGAUUCGGCCCUGGCGCUCAUCAGGAGGUGCAUCCAAGCCGAGGACAUCAGAGCACAUGAACUUAUUGAGGAAUGUCGUAAGAGGCGCAUGUCCAUUGAUGUGGAAGUGCAGCAAUUACUCGAAGCGGUCCAGAGGCAGAAGGAGUUGAUUAAAUUAGAUACAAGUGACCCUAUAGAACGACUAUCAUCUAUAGUGCCAGAAACUGCGAUACCUCCGGAAGAGGCUCAGAGCUCAAAGCCUAUGGCACUUUCGAGUUGGACGUAG
This is a messenger RNA of Daldinia childiae, 1872 nucleotides long. Its product is annotated as putative pentatricopeptide repeat protein. The record is from RefSeq and is a predicted model, not a curated record. Gene Ontology annotation, molecular function: protein binding. The coding region runs from base 1 to 1872 and encodes 623 amino acids. NCBI's taxonomy places the organism in Eukaryota, Fungi, Ascomycota, Sordariomycetes, Xylariales, Hypoxylaceae. The transcript has 2 exons.